AUGAAGAUCUUACCGUUCGCCCACCUGACUAUUUAUCGAGAUAUCUAUGGGUUUGCAAUGAUUUUAGGUAUGUUGUUAACGGGAAGGCAGAGAGCAACGGCCAUGAACACGAUGAGAUGCCGUACUUUAUCCCCAGAGAAGGCGGAAGAGACAAUGAUGUGGACAAGGACAUGCGACUGCUAUGCUAUCAGCCUUGUACUCAGUGGCCGUGCUGGAAAUGGAUAUUUCCUGACCGCAUCAGCGAUUACGAGGAUUUUGCCACAUCAGCGCAGAUGGGGGAAAUCCAUUCACUCCGACGGACGGCGCGCGAGCAGCUUUGACCCGACGUUGCCAGAGGAUGACGAUAUGCUGCAGCAUUUAUGGAGUGGCCUGUUUCCGAUGCUUCCUUACGAAGGACGUGUCAACGCGCGCUGGCGAGACGUAGGCUUCCAAAAUGAUGACCCAGUGUCAGACCUUCGCACCUCUGGACGUUUGGCCAUCCGGAUGCUGCUCUACUUCUCAGACCACGUGAACGAUGAGUUUAAGCGUAUGCUAAGGGAGAACUGCUUUCCUGUGUGCGUGUGCGCAUUGAACCUGCUGGAGAUGCUGUUGUGCCACUUAAAACUCAAGGAGCCACUGCCUUUAGUUUGUCCAUGUUGCGGCACGGAAAAUGCUGAGCUAGAGACAUCAGCGCAACCGAGUCGAGCCCAUCCAGAGCUAUGUGGUUUCACAGCAUUAAUAGUUGACGCAUCCUCACUUGCGUCAGCGGCAUUUUCUCACCGAUCAGCGGAAGGCGGGCCUGCAGAGGUAGCUCUUGCGCAUAUAUUUGCCCACUCGCUUUUAGUGAUGGACGCCGUAUGGAAACAGCGGCUGCAGCAAAACCCGGCAAUGACACUGAUGCACUUUCGUGAAGCCCUUGUAGAGACUCGAGCACGUAUUGUGGUCUUUCUUUCACGUCGACGCAUCCCCCUUACGCUUGAAGAGCUUAAUGUAUGGGGCUAUCGGCAACGAGAACGGUGUCGCAGUUUUUGUAAGAAAAGAUAG
This is a messenger RNA of Peronospora belbahrii, 1023 nucleotides long. NCBI's taxonomy places the organism in Eukaryota, Oomycota, Peronosporomycetes, Peronosporales, Peronosporaceae. The record is from the annotation of a GenBank genome assembly.